AUGAAUAAGUUAAAAAAUUGGUUAUCAAAGAAAAAAUCAAUCGAUGAUGAAGAAAGUCACCAUACAACGACUAUUGAAAAUUCAAAUACAAAUACAAAUACACAUUCUAAAGUAACAAAUCCAAUAAAACCCCAUCAAUCGAAACCUGUAAAGAAGAAAGUUCAAAAGGAUCUUCAUCAUACUACCAUGUCUAAUACUCAAGAAGAAUCUAUCUACGUUUUAAGUGAAACAAGCACAGCAACAAGUUUAUCGCCAAUCCCCCAUUCUACAAACUCAAAUUUGACAGCUAUAAAUACUGCAAAUAAUGCAACUACAAACACUACCGUGGUAAACGACGUUGUAUCUUCUCCUUCUGCUUCAUCCAUACCCUCGCCUUCACCUUCGCCAUCAUCUUCUGCUUCAUUAUCAUUUUCACUCCCUGAAGAAAUGCCAGAUAGAUUAUAUACAGAACAAUUAGAAUUAAACGGGUUUAAACUUAUUAACAAAAUUGGUACAGGUGCCUUUUCCACGGUAUUCCGUGCCAUCCCAUUAAGAUCAAACACAAUAGUCCUUAAACAAAAUUAUAAAGAAGUGGCUAUCAAAUGCAUAAAGAAAAACGAUUUAAUCGUGACAGAAAAUAACGAAUCUAAUACAACAACACCUUCAGCUGCAGCUGCUAAAUCAUCAUCAAGACAACAAGUCCUUAAAGAAGUCACUUUACAAAAAAUGGUCUCUCAAUGUAAUAACAUUGUCAAAUUCAUUGAUUUCCAAGAAUCAUCAAACUAUUACUACAUUGUCCAAGAACUGCUGAAUGGUGGUGAAAUCUUUGGAGAGAUUGUCCGUUUAACCUAUUUCAGUGAAGAUCUGUGUAGACAUGUUAUCACUCAAUUGGCUAUCUCUGUUAAAUAUUUGCAUUCGAUGGGUGUUGUCCAUCGAGAUAUUAAGCCAGAAAACUUGUUAUUCCAACAGAUUGAAUAUUCACCGUUGUCACAACAAGAUUUUAAAGCCACUUUAAGGAAAUCAGAUGAUCCAACAACGAAAAAAGAUGAAGGGAAAUUUAUAUACGGUGUGGGAGGUGGCGGAAUUGGGAUAGUCAAGCUGGCAGAUUUCGGUCUUUCCAAACAAAUAUAUUCAACAAAUACAAAGACGCCUUGUGGUACAGUAGGUUAUACGGCUCCAGAAGUGGUCAAAGAUGAAAGGUAUUCUAUGAAAGUAGAUAUGUGGGGGGUCGGCUGUGUUCUUUAUACCAUGCUAUGUGGGUUCCCACCCUUUUAUGAUGAACGUAUUGAUAUUUUGACUGAAAAAAUCGCUAAUGGUGAAUAUACAUUUUUAAAACCUUGGUGGGAUGAAAUUAGUGAUGGGGCAAAGAAUGCUGUUAGGAGAUUACUAGAAGUAGAUCCAAACAAAAGAUAUGACGUUGAUGAAUUCUUGAAUGAUCCUUGGUUGAAAAACUAUGAUUGUUUCACUGAACAAGAAAGGCAACAAAACGAUAACCUGGAUAUCAUUAGAGCAAUCAGUAAUAUCUCCACUUCCAUAUCCAAUGUCCACAUUCAAGAAAAUAAUAAUUUUGCAUCAUCUAAAAUCGAUCAAGAGUCAACACAACCUAUAUCAACCAAGAACCCCUAUGAAAAAGAUGAUGAAACCGCAACUCAUCAUAAAAAGAAUAAUACCAUACCAGUGGACCAAAAACAAAAAUUGGCAUUCUUACAGCGUGACAGUGCUCUGCUAUACUCACCAGCAGCGGUGGCUAUGAGAGAUGCAUUCGAUAUAAGUAAUGCAGUACAGAGACAAGAAGAAGAAAAAGUAAAUAACACAGCUACAAAUACUCCAACUAGUAAAAAUGGUAAUUUCCAAUUGGAUUCUCUAUUGGAAAAUGAGGAAUAUUCUGCAAGCCCCUCCUCCUCUUGUGUUUCCAUCACUCAUUCAAAUGAUGUCUUCCAACUAUCAUUAGAUUCAUCCACCAUUGUCAAGAGAAGAAAAGACAAGACAAGAACUGGCAUUUCUCUCAACAAUACUCCUUCCAAGUUAUCUCAUGUCACGACAGCUCCAAUAAUCAAAGAUUAG
This is a messenger RNA of Henningerozyma blattae CBS 6284, 2043 nucleotides long. It is a transcript of the gene RCK2, whose product is annotated as serine/threonine protein kinase RCK2. The transcript has a single exon. Gene Ontology annotation, cellular component: nucleus. Gene Ontology annotation, molecular function: ATP binding; protein serine/threonine kinase activity. Bases 1 to 2043 code for a protein of 680 amino acids. NCBI's taxonomy places the organism in Eukaryota, Fungi, Ascomycota, Saccharomycetes, Saccharomycetales, Saccharomycetaceae. The record is from RefSeq and is a predicted model, not a curated record. Gene Ontology annotation, biological process: mitotic DNA damage checkpoint signaling; protein phosphorylation.